CCUCCUCCCUGGAUCUCUGGAGUAGGUUUAUUUUGGUUCCCCCUGUUCCCGUAGCUCCGCCAUUAGAGGUAGACAAAUCGGCACUGGAGAUGGGAAUUGGAUUUUUUUAACGUUACCCCCGUAUUACUCACUUCCGCGGGAUUGCAGGGCUGUUGCAAUUCAAGAGAGCAUCCUGGCGGGCUGAGCGGUCCAGGGUCAGGAGUGAGCAGGUGGAGGGAGGGAGGGAAGGGGACAUUAGGAGCGCAGUUUGAGUGAGGAUGACAGAUUUCCAGCCAAAGUGGAGCUGUGAGUAUUGCACAUACGAGAACUGGCCGUCUGCCAUCAAGUGCACCAUGUGUCGUGCUCAAAGACCCACUGCCCCCAUCAUCACCGAGGAGCCCUUUAAGAGCAGCCCAAGCCUGGACUCCCACCUCUGCCCCAGCCAAGAGGGCUCCAGUGUCCUCAUCUGUCCGGAUUCGAGUGCCCGGCCGCGGGUAAGGAUUGCCGACGAGGCACCUGAGAUGACCAGCAAAUGGUCGUGCCACAUGUGCACCUACCUGAACUGGCCACGGGCCAUCCGCUGCACACAGUGCCUCAGUCAGAGGCAGCAGGGGCCUCAGCAGGGCCCUCUGAGGGCCUUAGAAACCCCGCAGACCUCUGACCCGGUGUCUCGACCCACCCCUGCCGUCCCGGACCCCUGCGAGGAAUACAAUGACCGUAAUCGGCUGAACACACACAUACAGCACUGGGCAUGCUCAGCCUGCACCUAUGAGAACUGGCCGAAGAGCCUCAGGUGCGUGGUAUGUGACCACCCCAAACCCGGCGCUGUGCCUGAGGCCGUCCAGCAGGAGUCAGAGGCUGAGAGCACCAUGUCCUUGUCCAUACUGAACGAGCAGGAGAGGACAACUGGGGGAGGGGGGGUCAGUGGGGUGUGUAAAGCCAGCCAGAGGAGAUCCUCACCCUCUGUCUCAACGGGGCAGGCAGAGGUGCAGAUCGAGCUGGCAUCUGGAGCAGUGGGCACUGAAGACACGCAGGAGAUGGACUUUAAAAAACUUAAGCAGAUCAGGAACAGGAUGAGGAGAACUGACUGGCUCUUCCUCAAUGCAUGUGCAGGUGUGGUGGAAGGCGAUCUGGCCGCAGUCGAGGCUUAUAAGUCAUCGGGCGGUGACAUCGCACGUCAGUUGACCUCAGAUGAGGUGCGGCUGCUGAAUCGUCCAUCUGCAUUUAAUGCUGGCUUCACUCUGGUGCACCUUGCAAUUCGCUUCCAGCGCCAGGACAUGCUGUCUGUGCUCCUCACUGAGGUGUCUCAGCAGGCAGCUAAGUGCAUUCCGGCCAUGGUGUGUCCUGAGUUAACAGAACAGAUCCGUCGGGAGGUUGCGGCAGCACUACACAGACGCAAAGGAGAAUUCCCCUGCUACUUCCUCACUGACAUCACUACGUUUACUCUUCCAGCAGAUAUUGAAGAUCUGCCUCCCAACGUCCAAGAGAAGCUGUUUGAUGAGGUUUUGGAUCGAGAUGUCCAGAAAGAGUUGGAGGAGGAAUCUCCCAUCAUAAACUGGUCUCUGGAGCUGGGCACGCGGCUGGACAGUCGGCUGUACGCUCUCUGGAACCGCACCGCAGGGGACUGCCUUCUGGAUUCAGUGCUUCAGGCCACCUGGGGAAUUUAUGAUAAAGACUCUGUAUUGAGGAAGAGCCUCCAUGACAGCCUACAUGACUGCUCACACUGGUUCUACAGUCGCUGGAAGGAGUGGGAAUCUUGGUAUUCUCAGAGUUUUGGACUGCAUUUCUCUCUGAGGGAGGAGCAGUGGCAAGAGGACUGGGCAUUUAUUUUGUCACUGGCUAGUCAGCCAGGGGCGAGUUUAGAGCAAACUCAUGUGUUUGUUCUGGCCCACAUCCUCCGCCGACCCAUCAUCGUGUACGGCGUGAAAUAUUACAAGAGCUUCCGUGGGGAGACGCUGGGAUACACCCGCUUCCAGGGUGUGUAUCUGCCCUUGCUUUGGGAACAGAGUUUUUGCUGGAAGAGCCCCAUCGCCCUGGGUUACACACGCGGCCACUUCUCAGCCUUGGUUGCCAUGGAGAACGAUGGUUAUGACAACCGAGGCGCAGGUGCUAACCUGAACACAGACGAUGACGUCACGGUCACUUUUCUGCCCUUGGUGGACAGUGAGAGAAAGCUGUUACACAUCCACUUUCUGUCUGCCCAAGAGAUGGGGACCGAGGAGCAGCAGGAGCGCUUGCUGAGGCAGUGGUUAGACUGUUGUGUGACAGAGGGUGGCAUUUUGGUGGCACUACAGAAAAGCUCUAGGAGGCGCAACCACCCACUUGUCACACAGAUGGUGGAGAAGUGGCUGGAUGGCUACCGGCAGCUGGGCACCUGCCCCGCCCUCUCAGAUGGAGAGGAAGAGGAGGAGGAUGAAGAUGAGUGAGAAAGAGAGGAUUCACAAGAAGUGAAAUUCUCUUUACAUAAAGACGUGGUGCACCUUGACAAAUGACUCUUGAAGAACACACAUGUACGCUAACGUACCAUUAUUUAGCCCUGUACAGACACGCAUUCUUACCAGCCUGUCUUCAACAAACCAGUUGUCUGUUCUCAUUGCUAUUCUCAGACUUGGGGCAGUGUGAAAUAAAGGAAUCUAGGUUAAGAAUGGUACAUGCCUUACAGAGUAUGUCCUUUGUUUUAUUCCAGUUAUAAAUUCUAUAUUUGGUAGUUAUAAUCAAGAGAAAAUAAGUAAUUCAACCUAAAUUGGAAAGAAACAAAAUAUUUAAGAAAAAGAUAUAUUAAGGGCACUUAAGCACAUUUUUUUCCAGUUGACUUUUUAAACUUUAAUCGUUGGAAAUUCCUUCUGUGUACUUGUACAUCACUAUAUAUUGAGAUUAGUCAUUUGUCUAUAGCCAUUACCUGAAAAAUAUUUAUUUACCUGUAUGAUUCAUUGUGUGCUUUAGAAAUGAACACAUACUUACCACUGUGUGAUAUGAAAGUUUUGGCUGAAUGAGGAAUUCCACUGCAACACUAAUACAGCCCGGAGGGCCGUUCCAGAACAUUCGCAAAAAAAGCUGAGGUCAAUGUGAGCAGUCAUUCUGCACGUACACAAAGUUAUUGUUCUACACAGUUUAAAACUUUGGUGUCUGGCCACAAUUCUGUUUUUUGUAUCAGUGUUUUGAUUUUUUCCCCUGAUAUCCUCUAUAUGUGCUUAUUACAUUCAUAGACUUGACUGAAACCAAAGUGAACAUUGCAUCUGUGGGCUUGCAGUGAUGAGACUUGAUUGGGUUUGUUUUGUUGUUCCAUUGCACUGUCUUCAUCCCCUCUUGUGGCUGUUUCCAGACUAGCCCCUUUUCUAGUUUAAAGAUACCCUUGUAUUUUUCUCCCCCCCCCCUCCCCUUUUACUUAAUAUAUGCCGUCAGACUACAAUGGUGUCAGAUUUUUGGCAUUUUGGAUAUAAUGUAUAUCUCUGAUGUUUGAUGAGGUGGAGACCAAACCAAUGAAGGCUUAAAUGGGUUGAAUGUCCAACAGUGAAGCUUCUUUAAAACUUUGUUUUUAAAAUCAGUGUAUGUGAAUUCUUAUCACAUAUUCCUAUUAUCAGUGUCUUUCUUUUUUUUUUUGCGUGUGCGCAUGCGCACUUGUGUUAAAGGUCCCUGCAACAGGAAUAAACCUUUUAUAAAGAAUCUGAAAAA
Molecule: messenger RNA, 3651 nt
Organism: Pygocentrus nattereri (red-bellied piranha)
Lineage: Eukaryota; Metazoa; Chordata; Actinopteri; Characiformes; Serrasalmidae
Gene: zranb1b
Product: zinc finger, RAN-binding domain containing 1b
Exons: 10
Coding region: 258-2405 (715 amino acids)
Biological process (GO): protein K33-linked deubiquitination; positive regulation of Wnt signaling pathway; protein deubiquitination involved in ubiquitin-dependent protein catabolic process
Cellular component (GO): cytoplasm; nucleus
Molecular function (GO): cysteine-type deubiquitinase activity; K63-linked polyubiquitin modification-dependent protein binding
Source: RefSeq, a predicted model, not a curated record